AAAGAAAAAAGCAGAGGUGCAGAAACUAGAGCAGCGCAUUUACAGCCCUGCGAGACUUUCGUGAGAGCCGUAUCAGCGCUGCAAUGCUUGGAUCGACUUAACGCUUGUGAGUUUAGCAGCAGUACAGCACUGAGAGAAGAGUUGUUCAAAGUGGAGGACGAGCGCAAGGCAAAGGAACGGAGAAUUACAUUGUGAAGAAUAAGUCGGGGAACAAAGUAAAAGAAGGCAGCAGGACAUACGAGAAGAAAGAAGGCGCGCUUUGUUCCACCUUGUCACGGCUACAUUGAUAUGGCAUCGGUCCUUGGGAACAACACUCGGGCUCCAAACAGCCAACUCAGAGGCAAGUUCAAAAGGAGGAGGAGGAGGCGGUCCAAGCGGAAAGAAAAAUUGAACAUGCUUUCUGCUUUCAUUGGUCCUUUUAAAUACUUGAAUCCAGUGACUACUAGCACUGAGGAUGAAGACAAUUUAAGUACCAGCAGUGCAGAAGUCAAGGAGAAUCGAAACGUAGACAAUCUGGAGGAGUGCUCCAUUGUGACGGUGGAUCGUCAGUCGUUCUGCUGUGCCGAUGCAUCCAGAGGAGGGACGCCAGGUCUGAAAAGGAAAAGGCCUUUAGAAGAAGGAAAUAGCCGCCAUCUGUGCAAACUAAAGCUCAUCUAUAAAAAACUCUCCUGGUCAGUCACACCAAAGAAUGCUCUCGUUCAGCUCAAUGAGCUUAAGCCAGGUUUACAGUACAAAAUGGUCUCUCAGACUGGACCAGUUCAUGCACCUGUGUUUUCCAUAUCUGUGGAGGUGAAUGGUCUCACAUUUGAGGGCUCGGGGCCAACGAAAAAGAAAGCCAAGAUGCGUGCUGCUGAGAUGGCCCUUAAGUCAUUUGUUCAAUUCCCAAAUGCUUCUCAGGCCCACUUUGCAAUGGGGAUGCUGAGCAACGCAUCCACAGACUUCACCUCUGACCAGGCUGACUUUCCCGACACUCUUUUUAAGGAGUUUGAGCCUGCACCGCAUGGCAACAGCUUUCCGUGCUACAAACCUACAGAAAAUGAAUUGCUUUCCAGUGCUUAUCGACAUGGGAGAUUACUUUGCCACACGUUGGACUUAAUGGUCCAAGCCAAACAAAACAAGCACAAGAUGGUAUCCCCGACCGAGAGCGAAAAGAAUCCAGUGGAGCUGCUAAAUGAGCUGCGACCUGGACUGAGGUACAUUUGCCUCGCUGAAACAGUAGAGAGGCAACACAUCAAGAGUUUCAUAAUGGCAGUGAGGGUUGAUGGGAGAACAUUUGAAGGCUCUGGACGCAGUAAGAAGCAGGCAAAGGCUCAGGCUGCACAGACUGCUCUGCAGGCCCUCUUUAACAUCAGAAUGGUACCCGAGGGAAAAACAAGCCGCAUAUACAGCAGGAGCAAAUGCUGUCACUUACCGCAGGAGUUUGCAGACUCAGUAUUCCAGUUGGUGACACAGAAGUUCCAGGAGCUUGCCAACAGAUGUUCAUCCCUGUACUCACGUCACAAAUUCUUGGCAGGAAUCAUAAUGACUAGAGGCUUAGACAUCAGACAAGGACAAGUGGUUGCACUUUCAACUGGCACCAAAUGUAUUAAUGGUGAAUAUAUCAGCGACCAGGGACUUGUUGUCAAUGACUGCCAUGCUGAAGUUGUUGCACGGAGAGCCUUUGUCCGAUUCCUUUAUUCUCAGCUGGAGCUGCUGCUAAGCAAGCAGGGAGAGGACUGGGAACAAUCCAUCUUCAUCAAGCGUAAGGAGGGCGGAUACAAACUGAGGGAAAACAUCCAGUUCCAUAUGUACAUGAGCAGCUCGCCUUGUGGAGAUGCACGCAUCAACUCUCCAUAUGAAAUCACAGCCAACUUGCAUAGCAAUAAGCACAUUGUGAAGAAAUUUCAUAGUCAUCUUCGGACAAAGAUAGAGUCAGGAGAAGGAACCCUUCCAGUGCGAUCCAGGAGUCUGUUUCAAACAUGGGAUGGCGUGUUACAGGGAGAACAACUCAUUACAAUGUCUUGUACAGACAAAAUUGCCAGAUGGAAUGUCCUCGGUAUCCAGGGAUCUCUCAUCAGUCAUUUCACUGAGCCCAUCUACUUAGACAGCAUCACUGUGGGAAGCCUUCACCAUACUGGCCACUUUGCAAGGAUAGUAAACUAUCGGUUAGAACGUAUCAGCCAGUUACCAGCAACCUAUAGACAUAACCAACCACUGCUCAAUGGGCUCAGCAACACUGAAAGUCGUCCUCCUGGAAAGUCUCGCUGCUUCAGCCUUAACUGGACCAUCGGAGACAAUGAAUUAGAAGUUAUUAGCACCACAACAGGGAAAAAAAAAGACUCUGGAGGUCCUUCCCGCCUCUGCAAGCACAUUCUCUUCUCUCGCUGGGCUAAACUUUACCAGAAGCUGAGCAUGCAAGUGCCAAACAGGGGAGAAACACCACUGAUGUACUGUGAAGCAAAGCUGGCAGCUCAGACGUACCAAACUGUCAAACAGCAAUUCUUCCGAUCACUGCAGGAUGCCGGUCUGGGCACAUGGAUGAAGAAACCACCUGAGCAGGAGCAAUUCCACCUGCCUGUGUAGGAAAGAGCAGACUGCAAGAUGAAGGAGCGUGUCUCUUCUCGAAAAUGCGUAGACAUUCAGAAACACAGCCCACUGGUGUCCACGUGUUGACCACUCACUCUUUGGAGGUACUGAGGAACCUGGCAUGUUGGAUCCCGAAUCUGUUUUUGAGUGGUUGUUUAAAAAGAUAAUAAGAUUUUUGGCAAAAUCACAAUACAGGGAAGUGUUCUUCAUCAUACAUUUAACACUGUUGGAGAAGUGACCAUCUCCACAUUUUAGAAUUAGAAUUAAAUAGCAGUGAAUAAUGUUUAAAACCAGAAAUAUACUGUUAAACAACAAACCCUAGACUAGGGGUCGUUUUAUUAGGUACACCUAGCAUAAAGUGACCAGCUAUUCCUUUGCAAAGCCUCGUCAGAGUAUGGCCUCUAUUAACGUAGGUGAUGAAGUCCCACCAUAGAGAUAUGGGGCUUGAAAGUGCUCCUAUUCGCAAAGAUCCUUCUAGAUCAAUCCCCAUUUGUGAGCAAAGUACAGGAUGGUUACCUUGUGGCACGGGUCAAACAUCUAGAAAGGAUUAAAGGGAACAUAAGAAAUUUGACAAACGAGGUUAAACCAUUCAGUUCAAGUUUGUUUGUUUUGUUAAUAGCUAAGCUGUCCCAAUAUCUCAUCCAGAUAUAUCGUAAAGGUUCUGCUUCAACUACAUGUCUCAGUAGCUUGUUGUAGAUUCCCACAACUCAUUGCUUAUAAAAGUGCUUUCUGACUUCAGUCCUAAAUGCACUUCUUUUAAUUUCCACUGACAUCCUCAAGUAUGGCUGUUAGGUCUACUUUAACAAUGCUUUUGAGAUUUUUGAAAACCCCACAAAGUCUCCUAAACUAGACAGGUUUAACUGUGUGAGUCUGUCAGAGUACGACAUGCCCUUAAGUCCUGGGAUGCACCUGGUUGGUGUCCUCUGCACCGCUUCAUGUGCCGUUAUGUCUUUUUUGUAGCAUGAUGACUAGAAUUGCAUACAUCAAGCUUAAAUUCAGAUGCUUGGCGUUGGAAUCUAAAGGCCAGGGUCUAAGGUAGAGCUGGGCCCUUGAAUGUUUUCUAAUCUGCAAACACCAUGACAAGUCCCAGCCAUUCUCGCAGUAACUCUGACCACAUGCCUGGGCACUGUUUGCUUGAUGAGGCAAUUUCUGGAUACAUUGAGUUUUGUAGCUGGGUGUCUUUCUCAAUUCUUCAGCAAUUACAAAAACACCAGAAUGAAACAGACUUCAUUGUUGCUUCUUGGUUAAUGUUAAUAGGGGAAACUUACAGUAUUUCUCCCUGAAACACAAACUGAUUUGAUCAAACUAACUUGUCGCUGCAAGCCAGAGAUACCUGAUGUGUGUCUAUUGUUCAAACUUUUAUUCAUGAAUUGGCCCGUGUGUGUUCUUGCUCACCCUGUGAUGAACUGGUGCCCUGUUGCUCUUGCCAUGCACCCAGUGAUUGCUGGGAUAGGCUCCAGCUGCCCUGUGACCUUGCCCUAGAUACAGUAAGCAAGUUAAGAUGAUGGAUGGAUUUUCACAGCUCAGGUCAUUCAUCUCCUUUACAUCGGAUUCUAAAACCAGUGAAAUCCUCCUCCAAAUAUCCAGCUGCACCCGUCCUGUCUUGACUGCUUUUGACGGUCCUUUUCAAACUUCCUGGCAGCGUUUUCUGCCGAUUGAUAAUGAUCCAAAAUAACAGCAUUACAAUUCUUGUUUUUAAACGUAAUGCUUUAUGUUCAUAUUUAAAAACAAUAUUUUUUCCAGGAGUUUGACUGGAAUUUGUCAUCCCACAUUUGUCCCAUUUGACCGCUCAUUCCUGGUCACAUGAGAGUGAAAGAUCCCACGCCCAUAUGUUUUAUGUUGUAUCAGGUUGGGUCCUGCAGGAUUCCAGUCCUGAUGUGCCCUCUAUGAUUGAAGAAGAUUAGAUCUACAACACUGGAGUGCAGUUUAUGGAAUGUCCAAUCUGUGGGCCUGCAGUUUAGACUUAAUGUAGCCUCGGGUCACAAACAGCGACAGAGCAUUUUGUCUGGAUUGGCCCAGUGUGACUAAAAUGGUUUGUUUAUGGACAUCAUUAAAAGUAAUCAAGUGAUUAAUCUGAAUAGUUACAAAAUUAUACAGUAAUACAAUGCUCCUGCCUAUCGAAUGAUUAAACAUUGCAACUGAAGUUGAAAAUGCUCAAUAAAUGAAUGAUAAUAUUGGAAUUGCUACUGGAGAUCAAAUACAUGAGUAUAUUUUAGAGUCCAUAUACUGCUGAAUUCUAAGAAACGCAAAAGAAGAAUCUGGUAACUAUCUGGAAGGAUGUGAAAACAUUGUUGGACACAUUCGAUUAAGUUAGACACGUUCAUUUUGUUUCUGUGCUAUACAACUAGCUACUGCUAAAGCUUUCCAUUAAGUAAAGUCAAAUUUCCAGUAAUAGUAAAAACUGAAGAAAAGCAAAGCCAACAUUUUUCAAGACAGUGUGCUCCCCUGACUCUGUAGGCAGCACUGCCACCUAGUGUCCAAGCAGCUCAAAUCACACAAGAGCUCUUUCUUCGCUCAUUGCCUUUUCAUUUGAAUUAUUACCCAUGCGUGCAUAAUACACACACUAGAAAUGCAGUGUACACAACCUUCCAUUAAUGAGUUACCCUAUUAGUUAUACUUGAGCAGAAAUUGAUGCUCGUGUAAAAUAUUACAAGGUUUAUUCCAUAGAGCGAAAUGUAUACAAGUUGAAUCUGAACUAACAAAGAGCACGUCUCUGUAAUCUGAAUUUUGAGGAAUGAGUGUUCGCCUCUUAAUAUUUACGUUUGCAAGUCCUGAACUGUUUUUUGUUUUUUUGUUAAUAAUAGAAAAUUUCAGGUCAUCAGGUGUGCAAUGUUGUCCUUAAGCCUCGAUGGUAUGUAUUUCGGAAAUCAACUCCAUUGGUUUUACUCUUCUAAAAUAAAAAAGAAACAAUCUCCAUGUCCAUAUUCCAAUGGCAGCAAAAACUGGGAUAUACAAUGUUUCAUUUAAACAAAAAGAAAACUGUAUAAAGUGUACAAAAAUGUUCUGUGUGUUCUUUUAUAAAGGGCAUAUAGUAUUUAGAACAAAGAAGUUGAGUAUCAGAGGAGGCUGCUUCUGAGACACAAUUUUAGUAUCUGUAUAAUAGCUGUGAAUGAAAAAAAAAAAUAGGAUUUGCGGGUAUAUGAUAGAAUUUUCUAAUUAAAUUGUAUGAUAUGGUAUGUAAUUUAGAUCAGCCGCUGAAGAUAUGUUUUGAUUUUUCCUUCCAAGACAUAUUAUUUCUACUUCUGUACAUGAUUUUCUGUUUUUUUUAAGGAGAUACUUUGACAUUUUAGGAUAUAUAAUAAAGAGAAGCGAUAGGGAACCCUAACAUCCAAAUGUAAUUUAAAAACCAUGUACUCCCUCUCUCUCUAUAUAUACACAGACAUAUGCACACACUUACACAAAUCUAUACAGUAUAUAUUUUUUAUAGAUCUGAUAGUUUUACCCACUUCUCUUUUUUAUUGUGUAUUAUCACUUUCACAGCAGCAGUCCUUUUAUCUUUUGCAGCUCAUUUUGAGGAAAGCUUGCACAAGUGAAGUAAAGCAGAGAUAAAUGAAAAAAGGCAUGAUAACUGAAUGGCAAUACUGUAUUAAUGGAUGUAUAUUUGUAAGAUUUGUACAAAAAUAAAUAAAUGAAUACAAUUAAAAAUA
Molecule: messenger RNA, 6212 nt
Organism: Polypterus senegalus (gray bichir)
Lineage: Eukaryota; Metazoa; Chordata; Cladistia; Polypteriformes; Polypteridae
Gene: adarb2
Product: adenosine deaminase RNA specific B2 (inactive)
Exons: 10
Coding region: 289-2562 (757 amino acids)
Biological process (GO): RNA processing; adenosine to inosine editing
Cellular component (GO): nucleolus; cytoplasm
Molecular function (GO): double-stranded RNA adenosine deaminase activity; tRNA-specific adenosine deaminase activity; double-stranded RNA binding
Source: RefSeq, a predicted model, not a curated record